AUGGUCGGACGACUUGAAGGAAAGAACGCCAUUAUCACAGGCGCAGCUGGCGGCGUCGGUCUCGAAUCCACGAUCCUCUUCCUCCAGCAGGGCGCUUCUGUCCUCAUGACAGACGUCAACGACACGGCUCUCGAUAAAGCUCUCUCAAAGGUCAAGAGCGUCGUACCCAACCACACCGGCAAAGUCGAGACAAAGGUCGUCGACGUGUCCAAGGAAGACCAAGUCGAGGCAGCGGUGGCACACCUCGACUCCUGGGGCGGCGUCGAUGUCAUGUUCAAUAACGCCGGCAUCAUGCACCCGAAGGAUGGAGACUCGGAGGAGUGUCCCGGUGCUAUCUGGGACUUGACUUUCAACAUCAAUGUCAAGGGUGUUUGGUACGGCUCCAAGCACGCUGUGCGAUCGCUGCGGAAGCAUGGCAAGACCAAGGGCAGCGUCAUCAACACAGCCAGUAUGGUUGCUAUUGUUGGCGCUGCUACACCCCAGGUUGCGUAUACAGCUAGCAAGGGUGCCGUUCUUGCCUAUACCCGCGAGAUGGCUGUAGUUCAUGCGCGUGAAGGCUUCCGCUUCAACUCCCUCUGCCCGGCACCUCUCAACACCCCCAUGCUCCAAGAUUUCCUCGGUGACGACAAGGCAAAGCGAUUCCGCCGUGAAGUCCACUUCCCCACCGGCCGGUUUGGUGAGGCCAUCGAGCAGGCUCAAGCAGCGCUUUUCCUUGCUAGCGAUGAGAGCAGCUUCGUCAACGCGCAUGACCUUGUCGUGGAUGGUGGAUUGACCAAGGCAUAUGUGACACCCGAGGGCCCUGCCACUCAACCACCAAAGAACCAAGGGCACUAG
Messenger RNA from Fusarium keratoplasticum, 834 nucleotides. RefSeq lists its product as uncharacterized. The coding region runs from base 1 to 834 and encodes 277 amino acids. The record is from RefSeq and is a predicted model, not a curated record. The transcript has 4 exons. NCBI's taxonomy places the organism in Eukaryota, Fungi, Ascomycota, Sordariomycetes, Hypocreales, Nectriaceae.